UGAGCAGAAGACCGAUUGUGGCUGCCUGCCUUGUGGCUCUGCUUGGGGUUGGGCUUCUUGGUUGGAUCUUGGCACAAGUCAGGGCUGGGGAACCUUCACCUGUUUCAGGAACUCCUGAUAGCCUCAGCCAGCAUAGCCAAUCAGGGAUGAUGGAGAGUUUUAAUCGGAAGAUAUUUGGAGAGCUCUAGGUUCCCUAUCCCUGGUAUAAGGCAACCAGCUUCCUUGUGAAGGAUCUUACUGGAUGCAUCUAGCCCAUGAUUGUGGGCAGAAAACAGCUCUCCCUAUUUCAGAAGGCCAGGACCCUGAGCCAUCCAACGAAGCAGAACCUUGGGAGCUUCAGGACUUCAUACAGCCACACAGUUAAUGGGAUGUGCUAUCACAAGACCUAAUGAUGACCACCAACUUGGAUGGCUUUAAAAGAGGGUCAUACAAAUUCAUGGCGGAUCAAAGGCUAUCCAUGGCUACUAAGCUCGGGUCCUGCUCGCCAGCCUCCCAUAGGCAUCAAGUGGCCACUCUGACACCUAGAUGGGCCGUUGGCCUGACCCAGCACCACCGGCUAGCCAAGGUUCUUCAGGGUUUCGGGCAGGAGCCUGUCAUAAGCCUACCUGGGGUUGUCGGGGAGCGGGCCUGGGCCCCUUUGCAGGCCAAGCACGCAUGCGCUCUCCCACUGAGCCAACUGAGCAGACUCACUGAGCCAGCGUGCGCAAGCCUUCGGAUGGCUCCGCGCGCAGAGAUCCAUGUUGCUGUCCCUGGGCUACUCAACCAAGAGCGAUUGAGAAGUCCCGCUCUGUGCACCCCACGGAGUUCAGCGGGUCUUCCUCCCGCGCCCUGCUGCCCGCUCAAGAAGCGCAGCCUCCUGGCGCGCAGGCACAGAGAGAGGCGAACUUCGACGGGCCUCCGCCAGGGCUGAAGCGCCUCCAGGAGGCCCGCGUAGCGAAGGGCAGGCGGGCAACCGAGUGGAGGGGGGGGCGUGCGCGCGCGGCGUGGGAGAGCCCUGUCCUCCGCCCCCUUCUCCUGCUCGGGAACGGCGGCGUGCCACGGGAAGCGCGCUAGGACCCGCGCGUGGGGGCGGGCGGAGGUGUGUCGCUUUGGGCUCCGCUGCCGCCUCCUGCUCCGUCCCUUCCCCUUUUCCCGGCGGGCCGAUGCGCGGCCGCUUUCAGUUUGGGCUGCUGCGCUGCUCCUUCCGACGGAGGGAAGGCGAGGCGCCCCGCCGCCGCCGAGAUGGUGUGAAGCGCAGCCCCGGAGCGAGGCGCGAUGGCAACGGCGAGGCGCGUCUUCCACCUCCAGCCAUGCGAAAGCCCACCGGCAGCGAUGUCCAGGAAUGGGUACUUCUUUGAAGAAACAGGUUACCUUAAAUGUGAUACAGACGAUGGCUGUGAGAACAAAGAAGAAGUUGGAGGCGAAGAACUCUUUGACACGGUGAACUCCUCAAUCGUCUCUGGGGACAGCAUCAGGUUCUUUGUGAAUGUCAACUUGGACGUACAGCAGAAUGUUACAGCAGAAAGUGAAAGUGCUGGAUGCGUUUUAUUACACACAUCAAGAAAAUACCUAAAGUUAAAGAAUUUUGAGGAGGAAGUCAGAGCUCACCGUGACCUCGAUGGGUUCCUGGCUAGAGCCAGUAUCAUCCUGGACGAGACAGCAACCUCUCUGGAUGACGUCCUGCGGGAGAUGUUGAAACACUUUGCAGAAGAUUCUGACAACACAGAGCCAAGCUGCAACUUCGACAAAAUUAUGAGCACUUUAUUCACCGAUUCGGGGGCCCCCAGAGAAGGGAAUGUUCACCUCUUGUCGGAUACGAUUCAGGGUGUCACAGCGACAGUCACUGGGGUACAGUAUCAGCAGUCCUGGCUUUGUAUCAUUUGCACUAUAAAAUCCCUUCAGCGCCGUCAUGUUUGCAUCAGCCGCCUCGAAAGGCCUCAGAACUGGGGGGAGAACUCCUGCGAAGUGAGAUUCGUCAUACUGGUGCUUGCUCCUCCGAAAAUGAAAAGUACUAAAACUGCAACAGAAGUGGGGCGGACUUUUGCCACAAUGUUCUCCGAUAUAACCUUCCGGCAGAAACUUCUAGAAACAAAAACAGAAGAAGAGUUCAAAGAGGCUUUGGUCCAUCAGCGUCACCUGCUGACAGUUGUGAACCAGAGGCCUUCAGCAGUGGCAGACGGCCACAAAGCACACAGCCACAAGCCCCUCAAGCUCCACGAGUUCUUCAAUGUUGGCAAGGGAAUUUUUGAUGACAUUGCACGAAGAUUUCCAGUGUACGCUCUGGACUUCACUGACGGCAUUCUUGGCAACAACAAAGCCAUAGGCAAAUACAUCACCACCAUGAUCUUUCUGUACUUUGCCUGCCUCCUGCCAUCCAUCGCUUUUGGCUCCCUGAAUGACGAAAACACAGAUGGUGUCAUUGAUGUGCAGAAAACCAUAGUUGGCCAGUGCAUCGGUGGUCUUCUUUAUGCUCUGUUCUCAGGCCAGCCACUUGUGGUGCUCUUAACAACUGCUCCUCUAGCGCUCUACAUCAAUGUGAUCAAAGGAAUCUGCACCGACUACAACUUGGAAUUCCGCGCUUUCUAUGCCUUGGUUGGACUCUGGAACAGUUUCUUCCUUAUGCUCUACUCCCUGUUUAAUUUCAGUCUUGUAAUGAAGCUCUUUAAAAGGUCAACAGAAGAAAUCAUUGCACUUUUUAUCUCCAUCACAUUUGUGCUCGACGCCCUUAAAGGCAUAACUAAAGUUUUUGCAAGUUACUACCAUUUUUCGAGACCGCCCAGCACACCAGUCGAUAAUUCUACCUUCUUCUUGAAUGUGUCCGCUGAACGUUCAGCACUGGGGAACCAAACAGAUGGCCCACCUGCCACCAUGCAAGAUGGACGAGAGACAGCUGUGCUCAGCCUCAUGCUGAUGCUGGGAACCCUUUGGCUUGGUCACACGCUGUAUCAGUUUAAGAAAAGCCCUUAUUUGCACGCCAGAGUCCGUGAAAUCCUGUCCGACUGUGCCUUACCCAUUUCUGUCCUAACCUUCUCCUUUGUGGGAUCUUACUUCUUCAAGGAAAUAAAAAUGUCUAAAUUUAACUACAACCCGUCGGAGAGCUUGUUUGUGUUGGCUCCUCUUCGAGAUCUCUCCAUUGGCUCGGUUAUGAGCGCGAUGGGCCUGGGGUUCCUGCUGUCAAUGCUUUUUUUCAUUGAGCAGAAUAUAGUGGCAUCACUCACAAACGCCCCGGAGAAUAGGUUAGUGAAGGGGACAGCUUAUCACUGGGACCUCCUCCUUGUAGCUCUGAUCAACACAGGGCUCUCCAUCUUUGGGCUGCCGUGGAUCCACGCUGCAUUCCCUCACUCGCCGAUGCACGUCCGAGCUCUGGCCUACGUGGAAGAGAGGGUUGAGAAUGGGCACAUCUAUGAGACGAUUGUGAGCGUGAAAGAGACUCGGCUGACAACCUUGGUGGCCAACUUCUUGGUGGGGCUCUCCCUCUUGCUCCUGCCUUUCCCACUGCAGCUGAUUCCAAAGCCCGUCCUCUACGGGCUGUUCCUGUACAUCGCCCUGACCUCCAUCGACGGGAACCAGCUUUUUGAAAGGGUGGCCCUUCUGCUGAAAGAGCAGACAGCCUACCCUCCAACGCAUUACAUCCGCCGGGUACCCCAGAGGAAGAUCCACUAUUUCACAGGCCUGCAAGUCCUCCAGCUCCUCAUUCUCUGUGGGUUCGGGAUGUCUCCUCUCCCCUACAUGAAGAUGAUCUUCCCCCUCAUCAUGAUUGGAAUGAUCCCCAUCAGGUAUAACUUGCUCCCCAGGAUCAUUGAAGCAAAAUACUUGGAUGCUAUGGAUGCUGAGCACUAGGGGAGAACGACCCUUGGCCCUCGCAGCAGCAGCUUUUUCACAUCGGAAGGAAUCUGUCGCCCGGCUGAGUUAACUUGUUGGAAGUCGGUUGUUUAUGAACCUCUGUGACUUUUUUCCAUACCCCUUGCACCAACUACUCAAAGGCAUGUUGUAGCCCAAAACUUGAGGGCUGGGGGGGGGGAUGAGGGGGAACCAGGGGUCUUCUGAGCUGAGAGUCAAGCGUGCUUUAUGGAAAUCCCAAAGACAAGUGCUUGGAAUCGCCAAGCCAUUCUUUGUUUUAGGGGAAAAUAUUGUCUUUUUUAUACACGUUUUUUGACACACACCCCUUUUCCCCCUGAACUGUGCUGCUCUGCAAGAGGAACAGCAGGCCACUCCUUUCUUUUAUUUGACAGAAUUACCGGGUCGAUUUGGCCCCUUUACUGCAGUUUUCCAAGUUCGUAAGCCAAGCUUGCUCCAAGUAAACAGCUUCUCCUGUUGGACAACUGGUGUCAGUCGGUCACCUACUCAUCUCUAGCACUCCCAAGUUGAGGGGCAAGAGCUGCCACCAGAAGAUCAACGGAGAGCAAGGUUGGGACAGAUUUCACUCAAAUUUUGGAAAUUCUGUAUCGUAUUCUGUCAGCGGUCAGCAAAGGAUUCACGCACAGCGAGGAAACUCUGUUUUCAUCCAGGAAGCAGGGACACGUAGGAAUUAACCAAACCCUCUUUUAGGCUGCUGUUUUGCAGAGGACCCCAACUUGGAAAUGUAGAUUUGCACAAUGGCAACACUUUUGAAGCAGGCACUGAAACAUUUGGUGGAAUUCCUCUUCCCUUCUCCUCUGUGUACAGAGUACUAAUGUGUACAUAUAUACAUAUUUAAUCUAGAUUUGUGUAUAUAUUUUGAAUAUAAUUGUCCUGGGUAUUAGAUGCCUGUUUUUUCCCAGAGACUGAAAGGGUUUUUGUGCAAUCAGUGUUAACUUGUACUGUAUGAUAAACUACAUUUUUCUCUUCUUCUUCUUCCAUACUGCUUAAUUCACCCUUUUCCUUUCCUCGUUGAUGCUUCCUGCUGUUGUCAAUCGCUCCUCAGUUUAAUCUUAGCGCUUUACCCCAUCGCUUCUUUUUUUUUUGCUCUCGGCAUUUAAUUUUAACGUACAGUACAUAGUCAACAUUGGGGUUUGGGGUUUGCAUUGCAGCUUAGGCUUUAUUUUUUGUUUGGUUGGUUGGUUGGUUUUUGCCUAAGCCAUAUUCCUGUUGCUUGUCUUGCCAUGGUUUCAGUUUUGUAGUUUACCUUCUCAUUUCCCCCUGCAAAGCAUUACAUUAUAUUUCUGGAAGAAUUCUAA
Rhineura floridana is the source of this 5135-nucleotide messenger RNA. RefSeq names its product solute carrier family 4 member 11 (gene SLC4A11). The transcript is spliced from 20 exons. The record is from RefSeq and is a predicted model, not a curated record. Gene Ontology annotation, biological process: monoatomic ion homeostasis; transmembrane transport; monoatomic anion transport. Lineage: Eukaryota; Metazoa; Chordata; Lepidosauria; Squamata; Rhineuridae. The coding region runs from base 1255 to 3819 and encodes 854 amino acids. Gene Ontology annotation, molecular function: solute:inorganic anion antiporter activity. Gene Ontology annotation, cellular component: basolateral plasma membrane; plasma membrane.